This is a messenger RNA of Strongylocentrotus purpuratus (purple sea urchin), 2431 nucleotides long. RefSeq lists its product as uncharacterized. The coding region runs from base 293 to 2344 and encodes 683 amino acids. The transcript has 8 exons. NCBI's taxonomy places the organism in Eukaryota, Metazoa, Echinodermata, Echinoidea, Camarodonta, Strongylocentrotidae. The record is from RefSeq and is a predicted model, not a curated record.
ACCUUGACCGGAGCAGAAAAUUAUAUAGACAAAUUACAUACCUACGGACUCGUGAAUAUUUACUGAAUAUGAAAAUGCAAACUUCUCGAGAUUCCACGGCCUCUGAAAGAAGUAUUUAUCAUCCGAAACCCCGGAUUCACGGAUUUGAGAGGGGCACCCCGGAGAUUUAGUUUCGGCUGCGCUAGCCGGUGGCCGUUUCUACCCGUUUCUGAUGACGUCAUAACGUGUAGGUUAUUUGGCCACUCGGUAUAGCAGCUGGUUCUUCGCAUGGUGGUCGAUUGCAGUUAUCAGCAUGUCAAAACGGAGUAACACAGAUGAGGAAGGUGAGCCCAGCAAGAAGCCGAAGCCUGUUGGGGGAAACCGGUGUGUCUUGUAUGGGUGCAGCAACACUAUUCAUGAUGGCUUUGCCAUACAUGAACUACCGAAGGAAGGAUCCAUCAGGCGAGCAUGGGUGAAGUUCAUUCAACUGAAGUUAAAAGGGUUCGAUGCCCGAGAAAGGGUCCAUGUCCAUGUCUGCAGUGGUCAUUUUGAGCGAGACCAGUAUGAUUCGUCUCAAGUCUUGAAGUUUAAGUAUGGCUUCAGGAAAAUUACGCCGCGCCUUCUACCAAAUGCCAUUCCCCGUCGGCAGCAGGCUGUUCAACCCUUUACAGAUCAUUGGUUCCUCAAACCAACAACGACAACAUCAUCAACGUCAACAGUGUCAUCAACAAUGAUUUCACCAACAGUGUCAUCACCAAUGAUUUCAUCACCAACAACGUCAACACCAAUAACGUCUACGCUAACAGUAACAACGUGCUUGAGCUCGACUAGAACCAGAACUGUCCAUUCUACAAAGAUAGCAGUGUCCUCUCUAGACAGCCAGAAGAAACGUGUGGGUAAACAAGGAGGCCAUGCCCAUAAUCAACCAAUUACUUUUGCCGAUGCAAGCACGUGUACAUCACCAACAAUGCCAACUACCAGUGGAAACAGACGUCGAGUGUCUGUGCUCAGUCUGAAGAAGGAGGUUCAAAGGAUAACUGAGGAAUACGCUCGUAAGGAAGAGGAAGAAGCAGCACAACAAGCAGCAGAAGAAGCAGCUAGGAGGGACCGAGAAAACAAUAAAGCUAUCCAGGCAUCUCCCACGAUGAUUGAUAAGCAGUUUCAAAAAAGACCUAAAACUCGAACCUGUGGAAUACAAGUUAAACCUGUGAAGCCUGUCAAACCUGUCAAGCCUGUCAAGCCUUUACAAAAAGAGAAAGGAGUACAGAUUACACUUUCUUCUAGCUUGGAGAAGGCAGAGAGACAAGUUUCGAUGAGGACAUCAGCAACCCAAACUGAGGACACUGGUGCAGAACAGGAGACUUUUGAUGAGCCAGAAGAUGAACAUGAAGAACCUGAAGAACCCGAUGACAAGCGGAAAGAUCCAGAUUAUGAACCCGAAAAUGAAUUGGAGGAUGAAGCUAAUGAAGAAGUUGAGAACAUGAAAAUACCAUCCGAUAUAAUUGAUCAGCCCAAGUAUAUUGUUUUUGAGGAUCAGCUUUUGGAGCUCUUCAAAAAAUGCAGGCAUUGCCACCUCCCCUGCUCUUCAGUAGUUCAUCACCCACCGACAUUUGGCAGUAGAGUCAAAGUGAUCUCCACAUGUGACGAAUGUGACGGGAAAUUUGAAUGGUCAUCCCAGCCAUCAGUGGGAAAUUUGUAUGCUGGCAACAUACUUUUGUCAUCUGCAAUUUUAUUUGCUGGUGCGAGCCCAACAAAGGUUCUCAAAACUCACAAACACAUGAACUUAAUAUCAAUUUCGACAACAACAUUCAACGAACACCAGUCUAGAUAUCUUCAGCCAGCAAUAGUGAAAGAAUACAGGAGGACCCAGGCAGAGACAUUUGACGAGAUCAGAGCGAGUGAAGCGGGCCUCAUCCUUGGAGGGGAUGGGAGGAGUGACUCACCUGGGCAUUCUGCCAAGUACGGCUCGUACACGAUGAUGGACCUGAAGAGCAACAAGGUCAUUGAUGUCCAGCUUGUGCAAUGUACAGAGGUUAAGAACUCAAAUGCAAUGGAGCUAGAGGGACUCCGGAGGGGCCUGCGGAUACUUGACGAUGCUGGUGUGAUUGUACAAGGCAUAGUGACAGAUCGUCACAUGCAGAUAGCGAAGUUUCUCCGUGAGACGUACCAACAAAUUGAUCACCGAUAUGAUGUCUGGCACAUUGCGAAAGGGUUAAAGAAGAAGCUAAAAGCAUUGGCCAAGAUGAAGGACUGUGGAUUGGUUCAAGAUUGGUUGAGGGCCUUGGUAAACCAUGUAUACUGGACUGCCUCUUCUACUCCGGAUGGAGAUAAGGAUGUCAUGAAAGCCAAGUAUAGAGGGCUAUGAACCACAUCAGAAAUCUUCACACAGAUGAAAACCCAGAGUACACUGCUUGUGAACAUGGUGAUGACUAUCCAGAGCGAGAAUGGUUGC